AUGGACGGCACAGGGCAGCGCAGCCCAGACCAAGGCCGCACGCCCCAAGGUCCAGAGCACCAGCCCGAGCACGACGGCGCCUUCUACCUCGCCGCACUCGGCGCCGCCCAGGCCCCGACUCGCCCUCACCUCGCCCAACCACCUCAGCCGCACGACCACGCCCAGGCCCACCACCACGGCUACGGCGCCACCAGCGGCGACGACGACGUCGACGCCCUCAUCAACUCGGCCCUCGCCGCCUACUCGGCCGGCGCGGCGCGCCCCCAGGGCGCAGACCAGCUCAUCCGCCUGCGCGCCGGGCUCGGACAGCAGCAGGACCAGCAGGAGCAUGGGCAGGUGCAGCACGAGCGCGAGCAGGGGCAUGCCGCAGGGCCGCACGACCUGAACGUCGACGGCGAGGGCGACGACGACGAGCAGGGCCUGUUCCUCCCGCAGCUGCCCGUCCCGCCGCCGAGCUUCGCCAACGCCCACCCGGCACCCGCACCCGCCGCGCUCCCGUCCCCUCCUUCAACCUCGGCCACCGGCGCCGCCGCCGCACACGCCCUUCCCUCGUCCUCGUCCGCCGCCGCCGCUUCAGCAAGCGCCGCCCCUCUCCCCUCCUCGCUCUCCUUCCCACCACCACCUUCCGCACCCGCACCUUCCACCGCCGCCGCCACCUCGACCCGCACGCGCGGCCGCGGCCCGGGCUCCCGCGCGCGCUGGACCGCCCGCGAGGACGCCCACCUCGUGCACCUCGUGCGCGUCGUGCCGCCCCUGACGUGGAACGAGAUCGGCGCCGCCAUGGGCCGCGCGCCGACCGGGUGCUCGAUGCGGUGGUACAAAUUCCUGCGGGACCGGGUCGCGAGGGGCGAGAUGGGUCCGGGUGCCACACCGAGCGACGCGGCGGGCGUCGAGCAGGCGCAGGGGUUCGGCGGCGGCGGACUCGAGCCGUCGAGCGAGAUGGUCGUCGGCGGGUCGGCGGGCGCAGGAGGACCGGCGCAGGUGCAGGGAGGAGCUGGCGGUGCAAGAGAGGGGGCCCUGCUGGUCGACGACUCGUCGGGCACCACCAGAUCCACCUCGCCCACUUCUACCUCCAACGCCCUCGCCAAAGCGCGCCCUCUCCGCAAGGCCACCUCGAGCGCCCUCUCGACCGGCCGUCCCGCCGCGCACGUCGAGCCCAUCGAGCCCUCGGCCCUCCCGCCGCCGCUCCCGCCGUCCGAGACGCUCCCGGGCCACCCGUACCCGCUCAAGGAGGGCACCAAGCUCCACUCGAACGCGGGCAAGGGCUACCUCCCGCGCGACGCCAUGGUCGCCAAGCCGCCCGUGCCGUUCCAGCCCCACACGGUUUUGCGCGGCAGGCGCACGCAGAAGGCUGUGCCGCUCUCGGUCCCUGGCACCGCGACGAGCGCGCCGGGCGAGGGCGCUGCCGCCGUCGCCGCCGAGAGCGCGCCCGACUCGGCCUCGCCGGCCGACCUCGCCGUCCCUCUUCCUCCUCCUCCUGCGGCCGGCGCUCUCGCCCCGACAGCCUCGCCCUCUUCCUCCACACCGUCGUCCGCGCCCGCUCUCGAGCUCGUCGCCGACCCAUCGACCUCGUACUCGACCGCCCCAGCCUCGACGGUCGACCCUUCCGCUCCCUCCUCGUCCGCCGCACCCGCCCCAGCACCCUCAGCAGCCCCGGCUCCACCGCCCAAGAAGGGCAAGGGCUCCAAGGGCGGCCUGUCCAAGGCCCAGGCGAGCGUGCACGUGUGCCCGGCCGAGCACUGCACGGCGGCGUUCAAGCGCAGCGAGCACCUUCGGCGGCACUACAAGAGCGUGCACCGGGGCGAGAAACCUUUUCCCUGUACGGUCGCCGGGUGCGGCAAGACGUUCUCGCGCAAGGACAACCUGCAGCAGCAUCAAGCCAUGGUGCACCUCGUCCGCGCCCGGUACACCUACCCCGACGGCUCGUCGUCCAACGAUCCGCCCGAGGCCGGCACCGACGCCGCGCGCCAAGUCGUCAUCUCGUUCGACGAGGUCGCCGUCGCGCGCCCGACCAAGGCGGGCUCGGCGAGCGCGAGUGGGGCGGACAAGGACGGCGAGGGGGCAGGUAGAGCGGGCGCCAAGGGCAAGAAGGGCAAGAAGAAGGGCGAGCGCACGCCGGCCGUCGUCGCGCAGGCCCAGGGCCAGGCGCAGGUCGCCGAUGCCCAGGCGUGGCGCGCCGUCGUGCCCGGCGCGGCGCACUACUCGGUCGCGCCGAGCGCGAGCCCGGGCCUCGAGGGCGGCGAGGGCGGGGGAGAGGGAGGGGCUGGCGGCGAUGGUCGGCCACCGUCGUCGUCGGCCAAGCGGGCACGCGAGCGCAGCGUCGCCUCGGCCUCGGCCUCGGCGUCACGGCUCGACGGCGACGACGCGCACAACGAUGGCCGCAUCGACAAGCGCCUGCGCCUCACCGGGCUCGCCGGGCAGGACGACGACGCGCUCGACCCGGCGCUGCAGGUACUCGCCGCGCAGGCCCAUGCGCAGGCCCAGGCGCACGCCCACGCCCACGCGCACGGCGGCGGCAGGGGCGCGCGCAGCAUCACGCCGAGCGCCGCGUUCGCUCUGAGCGGCACGCAUGCCCUCGCGCACGCGCCCGUUCUCGGCUCGUCGACCUCGGCCACGUCGGCGGCGGCGUCGACUGGGUCCGCCGAGGCCGACGCCACGCAGCAGUACUAUGCGCAACUCGCGCGGCAGCUGCAGGGCGUGCGUCGCUCGGGCGGCGGCGGCGACGGGCAGGCCGACAUGCUCGGGCACGGCGGCCGUGGCGGCGUGGGCGAGGCGAGCCCGCGCACGAGCGCCGGCGGUCCGGGCGGUCUCGCCGGGCUGUACGUGCCCGGCCUCGAGGCGUUCCUCGACGGGCAGCUGGGCGUCGUCGACGGGCCCGGCGGCGAGCGGUGAGCUGGACGAGGGAGGGAGGCGCUGCUUGAGGGGGCGCGGGAGAGAGCGGGGAGGACCUGUUCGCGUGCUGGUUCACGCCUGCGUGCACUGUCGAUGUGCCUUUCUGCG
Molecule: messenger RNA, 3000 nt
Organism: Rhodotorula graminis WP1
Lineage: Eukaryota; Fungi; Basidiomycota; Microbotryomycetes; Sporidiobolales; Sporidiobolaceae
Exons: 6
Coding region: 1-2892 (963 amino acids)
Biological process (GO): regulation of transcription by RNA polymerase II
Cellular component (GO): nucleus
Molecular function (GO): transcription coregulator activity
Source: RefSeq, a predicted model, not a curated record